Lotus japonicus is the source of this 1372-nucleotide messenger RNA. RefSeq names its product U-box domain-containing protein 5-like. The record is from RefSeq and is a predicted model, not a curated record. The coding region runs from base 278 to 979 and encodes 233 amino acids. The transcript is spliced from 4 exons. Gene Ontology annotation, biological process: cell surface receptor signaling pathway. Lineage: Eukaryota; Viridiplantae; Streptophyta; Magnoliopsida; Fabales; Fabaceae.
GAGAGGAUUAAAAAGAGCUGCUAGACUGCUAGUGCUACAAACAAUCGAUGAUUGACAAUAACGUGAAAACAGACAGAACCGUGUUCAUAGUGAAGUCAAAGACAUCUUCAAACAGAACUGCACGAUGAUGCCUCUUUUCACUGCUCCCCAUUGACCUGUCUGUUGAUUCAACAAAUAUAUUCACUUUAACUUUGCAAGCUAACCCAUUAGUGUGUUUCUUCUUCUUCUCUUCCUUGGUCCAUACUCCAUUGUUGUCUCUGAGUUCAGAUCAAAAGCUAUGAUGAUGACCAAAAACGGUGCUACAACUUUGCAGAUUACAAUUCCAAGCUAUUGUGAAGUUAAGGUAUACCGAUCAUUAUGCAUAGAGCUUCAUGGAUUCAUUGGUAGAAUUUUGCACUUAUUAUUGGAUAUCGAAUCUGCCAGACCAAAUUGUGCUUUAGCAAUGCAGGCAUUGUGCUCAUUGCACUUCACUUUGGAUAAAGCCAAGUCAGUCAUCAAACAUUGUUCUGAGUCAAGUCAACUCUACCUGGUAAUCACAUCAAACAAGAUACUUUCAAGAUGUGAAAAAAUAAGAAGUGCUUUUGAGUUGUACUUGGCUCAGAUUCAAAAUGCAGUUCCAAUACCAUUGGCUGCUGAGAUAUCUGCAAUACUUCGUGAUCUGAGGGACACAGAAUUUUCCCUGGAAUUUGCAGAAGAAGAGGCUAGGAAAGUAGUGUUGUCCAUGUUUGAGAAGAAUUUUCCUGAUUCAGUGUCUAUGGAGAAUGCAGAACUUGAAGCUAUUCAAAUUGCAACUUUGAGGUUGAAUAUCAAAUCUUCAUCCCAUCUCUUAGUAGAGAAAGCAACUCUUAAGAGGCAACUUAAAAAUGUCAAUGGCACAAACCAAAAGGAGAAGGAACUUCUAGAAUACCUUUUGUAUUUGUUGAUCAAAUAUGAGAAACUCAUUUGCCAGGUUCAAAAUGGAAGCCAAACCAGUCCUUGAAACAAGAGUGUCAUGACUAAUCCUUUGAGCAUGAGUUGGUUGUGGAUGAAGCAAUAUGUAACAAUCAAGUCAAGGACUCUAUUAACACACAAGUUGAAGAUUUAUGAUUAUUUAGGACUUGAGAGGUUGUUUUGCUUUUUUACUUAUUAUUAGAAUUUAGAAGUAUUUAUUUGAAUUUGAAUUCCUCCAGCCAGGUGUUUUAAUUCCAGUGUAAAAUAUUUGUUACAUCCUUGAAGUUUUGGCACAUUUUCACUACCCCAAGUCAAACUGGUACAUGUUGUUGUGCCAAGGGGCCGUUAUGCCCCUUGCUAAAGCAUAUGACUAUUUUUUUUGUAUCUAUUGAGCAAAAAGUUGCAAUUGUAUAGUACAUAUACAUAAUACAUAAUUUACACA